This is a messenger RNA of Malaya genurostris, 1102 nucleotides long. RefSeq names its product probable chitinase 10. Gene Ontology annotation, molecular function: chitin binding. Bases 145 to 990 code for a protein of 281 amino acids. NCBI's taxonomy places the organism in Eukaryota, Metazoa, Arthropoda, Insecta, Diptera, Culicidae. The record is from RefSeq and is a predicted model, not a curated record. The transcript has 5 exons. Gene Ontology annotation, cellular component: extracellular region.
GAGCAAAGCAGAUAAAAACACCUUUAUGUAAAUUGAAGCCGGUGAAUGGUUCUCAAAAAAAAGCAGACAGUUUCGAUCGAAUAUAAACUAUGGGAUUGAAUACCAAAUGAAGGAUUUGUCGAUUCGCAGCAGACAAGCUUGAAUAUGAAAGCUCUUAUUAUAGCCCAUUUUGGACUGCUCAUACAAUUGAUCUCCGCCAGAUUUAUAUCAGAUAAUAUAUGCUUAGCAAUGCCAAAUGGACAAAAAUUACCCGUGACAGAUGAUUGCAGUUCCUACAUAGUUUGUGAGUACAACGUACAGAGCAUCAGACAUUGUGCCAGCGGAACUUUAUUCGAUCCAUUAAUGCAAGUAUGCAACUGGGCCAGCAUGGUGCGAUGUGGUGAAACACCUACCCUUCCUCCGAUGUGGUUUUCUACCACAAAAUCGUCUAUCAAUACACCGGAUCCAAGUCCUCCACCGACAAAUCCUCCACAAACUAAAUCAACGACGAAGGCUCCGACGUCAACAAUUCCAACCACUGCAACUACUAGAACGACUCUCGCACCGACAACCAGCAGCCCACCAAGUCAAAAUCCUUAUCCUCAGUGUGCUAGUGAUGGCUUCUACUUCAUUCCGCAUCCUUCGGCUUGCGAAAGCUAUUACAUCUGUGCCUAUGGAAUGCUCAUUCUGCACAGCUGCGGACAAGGAGUUUACUGGAACACGGACACCAAUCAAUGUGAUUUCCCUGCAAACACGAACUGUUCCAAUCUUCCUAACCCUGCAAAACCGGAAACAUCAACUCCAUCGAUCGGAACCACUACGGCAUCUAAACUUCCGAAUUGCAGAGGCUCCGAAAUUUUCCACCCCAGUAUCGAGCAUUGCGGCAAAUAUUACAUAUGUAUAGGUUCUUCACCAAUCUUGAUGAGUUGCCCAAAGGAUUAUCUCUGGAAUCCGACUAUUUCCCAGUGUGAUCGUCCCGAGAACACACGUUGUGCAACUUCAUUCAACUAGUGCAAUUGAAGUCGAUAACUUAUUUGCAAUUUCAACUGUGGAUAGUAGCAUAUAUACUUUCUAGAUAAUUUAUUCCAAGAUGUCCAAAACCGAAUAAUCAGUAAAAACCCAA